Messenger RNA from Funneliformis mosseae, 309 nucleotides. The record is from the annotation of a GenBank genome assembly. NCBI's taxonomy places the organism in Eukaryota, Fungi, Glomeromycota, Glomeromycetes, Glomerales, Glomeraceae.
AUGCCCAAUAUACGGGGAAGAUAUUAUACGCUUGAACUCGACAUAAUCAAAGAAUUUACCUUAGCUUCCUGUGGACACAUUUUUCACCAAAAGUGUCUCAAAGAGUAUUUGGUAGAUGGUGAAUUGAGUUGUCCUUAUGAUGGUUGUAAUAGAGAUAUCGAAACUUUUCUCUCUCAGGAUCUUUUAAAGGGAUUACAAAACCAGAUAGCCCCCAAGGACAAAAAAUGUACUAGAGAAGAUAGUAACGAAUCAUGCAAAGUGUCUCUCAGCUUCACACCUACUUCCAGUAAAAAGGCAAAGAAAGACUAA